GGCUCCACAGGCAUUGCUGCCGAAACACAUCGCCAAAAAACGAACCCAAGUCAGAGAAGCAAAGCGCCUAGCUAAAAAAAGGACGAUCAACCAGCCCCGCCCCGGCCUCUGCAUCCAUCAUCGUUGACGCACACUCCGGCCGUAUUAUUAUUAUUAUUAUUAUUAUCGACCGAUUGUUUAGCGAUGCCAAUUGCAGCCAAGAACACCCAACAGGCCGGCGUAUUAGUGAAUGCAGACAGAUAAUAUUAGUGGAUAAAGACAGAAUAUAUUGAUCCAAACUCCAAAGCCAUCCAUCCGGAGCAGGUGACCCGAGACUUCUUCUCCGAGGGAGAGUUGGUUGACGCAGACCUCCGGGUAGGUUCAGCUGUAGGCCAGGAGUUCGUCGUCAUCGGAGGAGGAGUGCUCUUUCUCAGGGAGGGUACUGUGAUGCCGCCGGCGAACGGUGGCGCCGCCGCCGGACCGAGCUCCGGCAGCGGCAGGGACGGCCCGCCGGCGGCCACCGCAGCGGUGAAACGCAACAGGCCUCGGUAUCAUGCAUUUACUCAGCAACAACUCCCAGCGUGCAAGCCUAUACUGUCACCCAAUAUGGUCAUUCCCAUUCUUGUAUUCGUGGGCUUGCUUUUCAUUCCGAUUGGCCUUGCUUGCUACGCGGCUUCAAACAAGGUCUUCGAAGUGGUUUACCGAUACGACACGAAAUGCGUUCCGAAGAACAUGCUUCACAACAAAGUGGGCUACAUCCAGAACGCGUCGAUAAACAAGACAUGCACAAUAAAUCUCAAGAUCCCCAAUGCUAUGAAGAGGCCAAUCUUCGUAUACUACCAGCUCGACCGGUUCUACCAGAACCACAGAAGGUACGCGACGAGCUUCAACAUCGCGCAGCUGAGCGACCCCAAGGAGGAGGCGAACGCCGACAUAAAGGACUGCAAGCCUGAAGCCUACGCCGGCAAAGGCAUCCCCGUGGUGCCAUGCGGCCUCGUGGCCUGGAGCCUGUUCAACGACACCUACAGCUUGGCCCGCCGUCCCCGUCGCGCUGGCGGCAUCGGCGGCGUCGAGGCGCUGAGGGUGAUCAAGAGCGGGAUCUCGUGGCGGAGCGAGCGGGAGCGGCUGUUCGGCAAGCACGUGUACCCCAAGAACUUCCAGAACGGCAGCCUCGUCGGCGGCGGGCGGCUCGACCCGAGAAAGCCCCUGAGCGAGCAGGAGGAGCUGAUGGUGUGGAUGCGGACGGCGGCGAUGCCGCGGUUCAGGAAGCUGUACGGGAGGGUGGAGGCGGACCUGGACGCCGGCGAGACGGUGGCGGUGGAGGUGCGGAACAGCUACAACACGUACAGCUUCGACGGGGGCAAGGCGGUGGUGCUGUCCACCGCCGGGCCGCUAGGCGGGCGCAAAGCCUUCCUCGGCCGCGCCUACCUCGUCACCGGCAUGGCCUGCCUCGUCCUCGCGCUGCUGCUCACGCUCGUCUGCCUCUUCUUCCCCAUGACAGAGGAGCAUCUCCGGCUGCGGUAGCCAUUGAAUCCUCCAUCCAUGGAUCAUGUCGACGAGCAUAGACUCGGCCUCUCUGGUUUGUUAUAGACUGGCCUCCAUUGUUGUUAGAUGUAGCAGACAACUGUAUGUGUAUGUAUGUAUAUGUAUAUGUACAGUACAGCACAAGAGCCUGAAGGUAGAUUCAGAAUGUACAGAACAGGAAUGUGUGGGAGAUGUACAGUAUGUAGCACUGGUAUUUACUUUUCCAAGGCUGCAACUAUAAAACCGACAAAUGUUCCAAAGUUGGAGCUGCAGCACUGCAAAGAAAA
Triticum aestivum (bread wheat) is the source of this 1790-nucleotide messenger RNA. RefSeq names its product ALA-interacting subunit 5. The transcript is spliced from 9 exons. The record is from RefSeq and is a predicted model, not a curated record. Lineage: Eukaryota; Viridiplantae; Streptophyta; Magnoliopsida; Poales; Poaceae. Gene Ontology annotation, cellular component: Golgi apparatus; endoplasmic reticulum; plasma membrane. The coding region runs from base 427 to 1503 and encodes 358 amino acids.